CUGUUAACGAAGAGCCAGCUAUUAUAACUUCCAUAAAAGGUUCGCGGUAAAGCGACGGUGUUUUAAUCUCUACAACUGGCAAAACUUCAUGGAAAACUAUACAGUAGAGAAAGUCUGCGGAUGGCUGAAAAAAGUUGGAUUUGAAGAAAACAUUGACGCGUUUGCACAACAUAAAAUAGAGGGACGACAUUUAAUCCGGUUGUCACAUCCAUUGCUAGAAGAGCUUGGGAUUACUGAUGCUGAAAGACGUCGUCAAUUCUUAAAAGAAAGAAAUAGCUUACGAGAUACCCCGAAACCAUGCAUUCUAAGGUUUAUUGCUUGCAAUGGGCAGAGCCGAGCAAUUCAGUCUUUUGGGAAUUAUUGGGAAACAUUGAAUCUGGCUUUACGAAAAUUUUGCUUGCCGGAUGGCAUAAAGUAUAAUAUCUGCGUCACGAAAAGUAGUCAAAUUCGACCCAUCUUUGAAGAAGACUUUCAGGAAAUAUGCCACAACGUGUCGUCGCCAGAAAGAGAAAGACUUAUUAUAGUUUCGGAAUCCAAGCCUUGCCCUUCUUUUGAAGAUCUUCGUAAAUCCUGGGAAAUAGAAUCCGCUCAGCCAUUGCCAAGCAAUUCUAAUAGCCCACAAAACUUUUCAUCUUUAUUGUCUAAGAACAUACAAAAAACCCUCUUUCCUUCGGAUAGGACAAAUGCUUCUUGUCUAUCCAUACAAAGACCCCCGAGUGAACUUAUCAGUUCACGGAUUUCUCACUUUUUCCCUGAACAUCAACCAAAGUUAUUAGAAAAAACGCUAUAUAAUUCAUUUGUUGGGAAUCAAAACCUUCAUCAUUCUCGUGAAAAUACAUUUGGAAAGGAGAUUCUACCAAAAUCGAGAAGUUUGCGGCGCCAACAUUUAGAGCUUCUGAGAUCAAUGUCCGCAUUAAAAAUAAAUACGUUAGAGGAUUCAAAAGGCAUAAAUAGAGCGACGCCUUUGAACGAAUCGGAUAUUGAUAAGAAAAGCAAACCAACCGUUCCUAUAAAAACCCCACCUGUACAAAAUUCUUCAUUUUCAAAGAAACUUUCUGAAAGACAUAGGGUUACAGACUUACAAACAGCUAGCUUACGAAACAUUCAACUUCCAUCGGUCACGUCCAAAAUGUCGCCGAUACCGUCUCCGUCUUUCGUGGAACAAGUAUCACCUGCCUCGCCUACUCCGACCACCACAAGUGAAGAUACAAAUGUAACAGAAGAAGAAAUUGAAGAACAGCCAGUCAAGUGGAUUCGCGGAGCAUUGAUUGGUUCUGGUUCCUUUGGGCAAGUUUAUCUCGGUAUGAAUGCAUCUAGUGGUGAGUUAAUGGCCGUCAAACAAAUUUGCAUUAGUGAGUUUAAAAAAUCUAAAGAACGACAUUCUAGUCUUUUUAAGUCCCUUGUCAGUGAAAUAGCUUUACUGCAGGAGCUGGCUCAUGAACACAUUGUCCAAUACCUCGGAUCAAAUUUAACUUCGGAGUUUUUGAACAUUUUCUUGGAAUAUGUUCCUGGCGGUUCUGUCACCGGACUGCUUGAAAUGUAUGGAAGUUUUGAGGCCGGUCUGGUCAGAAACUUCAUAAAGCAAACAUUAGAAGGCUUGCAGUAUCUUCAUUCCAAAGGCAUUGUGCACAGAGAUAUUAAAGGUGCUAAUAUAUUGGUUGAUAACAAAGGAAAAAUCAAAAUCUCGGAUUUUGGCAUCUCUAAAAAAUUGGAAUUGGAAAAUCCCACUGAUAAAAUUAGAUCCUCUCGGCCGUCUUUGCAAGGAUCCUCGUUUUGGAUGGCUCCAGAAGUGGUCAAGCAAACACAACAUACUGAGAAAACUGACAUAUGGUCACUUGGCUGUUUAGUAAUAGAAAUGCUUACUAGCAACCAUCCGUAUCCCACUUGUGAUCAAAUGCAAGCAAUUUUUAAAAUAGGACAAAAUAUCCCUCCUGAAUAUCCUCCCAAUGCCACUCCCUCCGUCCAUGACUUUUUGAAUAAAACUUUUGCCAUUGAUUGCCAUGAAAGACCUACAGCCUCGGAAUUGCUCCAGCAUCCUUUUAUUGUUAAAAUCGGAUAAUCAAGUGACAGUAAAAAUUUGUUUUGCUAAUGUUUCGAAAGUAAAUGACUUUACGAUUUUUACGAUACAUAAUGUUGAUGUUUUUUUAUUUCUUUUGUAUUAACGUCUUGUGCAUUGCCGCUCUUUAAUUUUUGAUUUUCUUUCUUUUAUUCUUUAAAAAUUAUUUAAUGGUUAAUUCUUUCUUCUUUUAUUAACUUUUUUGUAGAAAUUGGAAACAGAAAAUAAUAUAUGGUUUGUAAUUGAGGAAAGAAAGCAGUAUUAAGUAUUGA
This is a messenger RNA of Schizosaccharomyces cryophilus OY26, 2328 nucleotides long. RefSeq names its product STE/STE11 protein kinase Byr2. Lineage: Eukaryota; Fungi; Ascomycota; Schizosaccharomycetes; Schizosaccharomycetales; Schizosaccharomycetaceae. Gene Ontology annotation, biological process: protein phosphorylation. The transcript has a single exon. The record is from RefSeq and is a predicted model, not a curated record. Gene Ontology annotation, molecular function: ATP binding; protein binding; protein kinase activity. The coding region runs from base 89 to 2059 and encodes 656 amino acids.